AUGAGCAAAAGCACGACGACCUUUCUUCGAAAGCCGCUGUCCAGCGUCCUGCUGGCGGAGGCCAGGCGCCCUCGACGCACUUUCGCCCCAAUCUCCAAGCAUGCGCGCAGCUUAGCGACGCAGGUCGACACUCCUCGAAGCACCCCGUCUGGCAUUUCUCCUCCUCCGCCGCCUCCGGUCGAGACUACACCCGAGACCCUUGAACAACAAGAACGGGAGAGAAAGGCACGCAAGAUCUUCCAAGAUGCCGUCGCCGCCACAGCGCCGCGGAACAACUGGACCAAGGAGGAGAUCUCAGCCAUCUACUACCAGCCGCUGAUGGAGCUGGCCUACCAAGCCGGCACCCUGCACCGCCGCUUCCACGCGCCCGGCGAGGUCCAGCUCUGCACCCUCAUGAACAUCAAGACGGGCGGCUGCACCGAGGACUGCUCCUACUGCGCCCAGUCGACGCGCUACCAGGCCGGCACGGGCGUCGCCGCCCAGCGCGUGGCGACGGUCGACUCGGUGCUCGAGGCCGCGCGCCAGGCCCGCGACAACGGCAGCACGCGCUUCUGCAUGGGCGCCGCCUGGCGCGACAUGCGGGGGCGCAAGAACAGCCUGCGCAACGUCGCCGCCAUGGUGCGCGGCGUGCGCGCCCUCGGCAUGGAGGCCUGCGUCACGCUCGGCAUGAUCGACGGCGCGCAGGCCGCGGAGCUCAAGGAGGCCGGCCUCACGGCGUACAACCACAACGUCGACACGAGCCGCGAGUUCUACCCCUCUGUCAUCUCGACCCGGACGUAUGACGAGCGCCUGCGCACGCUGGGCCAUGUGAGGGACGCCGGGAUCAAUGUGUGCUCGGGAGGCAUAUUGGGAUUGGGGGAGUCGUCUACGGACAGGGUCGGGCUGUUGCACACCGUCUCGACGCUGCCGUCGCACCCGGAGAGCUUUCCCGUGAACGCGCUCGUGCCCAUCAAGGGGACGCCGCUGGGCGAUAGGGAACCCGUGGCGUUUACGAGCAUGCUGCGCACCAUCGCGACGGCCCGCAUCAUCAUGCCGGCCACGAUCAUCCGCAUCGCGGCGGGGCGCAAGACCAUGUCCGAGGAGAAGCAGGCGCUGUGCUUCAUGGCGGGCGCCAACGCCAUCUUCACUGGGGAGAAGAUGCUGACGACCGAGUGCAACGGGUGGGACGAGGACAACGCCAUGUUUGGCCGCUGGGGCCUGUCGGCUAUGAAGAGCUUCGAGAAGAAGUCGCCAGAGGAAGCGUAG
Molecule: messenger RNA, 1245 nt
Organism: Thyridium curvatum
Lineage: Eukaryota; Fungi; Ascomycota; Sordariomycetes; Thyridiales; Thyridiaceae
Exons: 2
Coding region: 1-1245 (414 amino acids)
Biological process (GO): biotin biosynthetic process
Cellular component (GO): mitochondrion
Molecular function (GO): 2 iron, 2 sulfur cluster binding; biotin synthase activity
Source: RefSeq, a predicted model, not a curated record